CGAGGACUGGGAGGCCAUGCCCCAUAAGCGCUGAACAGAUUGGAAUGGGGGGAGCUGCCGGCUUCAUGAGGCCAGGCCAGGCAGCAGAGGCCGGCUUCCUCGUGAAGAUGCUCUUCUUUCUCCUCUUGUGCAGACACGUCGACUCCCACUGCAAGAUUCUGCGCUGCAACUCUGAGUACGUGGCCUCCACGUCCAACCUGCGUGGCCCCAACCGGAGCACUGCCUACUGCAACGCCUUGCGCUCCUACUCCCGCUGCACCCGCCGGAUGGCCCGCACCUGCCGCGGGGACCUUGCUUACCACUCGGCCGUCCACGGCAUCGAGGACCUCAUGAUCCAGCACGGCUGCUCCAGGGAAGGGCCCACCUCGCCACCACGACCCCCCCAGCCGCCGGCCCCCAACCCCCAAGCCUUUGGGUCCCCCGACUUCUGCGAUUACGAGAAGCGGUUUGCUGUGAAACACGGCCGGCCCCCUCUGUACCUGCACUGUGCCGCCUUCGGGGACCCCCACGUGCGCACCUUCCACGACGAAUUCCACACCUGCAGAGUGGAGGGCUCCUGGCCCCUCCUGGACAACGACUACCUGUUUGCACAGGCGACAAGCUAUCCCGUGGCGAAAGGCUCCAACGCCACGGUCACCGGCAAGCUGACGAUCAUCUUUAAGAACAUGAAGGAAUGCAUUGAUCAGAAGGUGUACCAGGCGGAAAUCGACAACUUUCCGGCUGCUUUUGCGGAUGGUUCCCUGAACGGCGGAGAGAGGCCUGGAGGGAACAGCUUGACCAUCCACGAGCGCGUCCCUGGGCGGCACGUGGAGAUCCGAGCAGCGUACAUCGGCACCACCAUCGCCAUCCGCCAGGCGGGCAGGCAGCUCUCCUUCUCCAUCCGGGCAGCCGAGGAGGUGGCGCGCUCCUUCACGGAGGAGCAGGACUUGCAGCUCUGCGUGGGGGGCUGCCCCCCCAGCCAGCGCAUUUCCCGGAGCCAGGGCUGCUGCAGCGGCGGCCCCAUCCCUGCCGAGAAGGCCCAGCUCCUGUGCAAGGAGAAGCUGCCGGUGGAGGACCUCUACUACCAGUCCUGUGUCUUUGACGUUGUGGCUUCCGGCGACGCCAACUUCACUCUGGCUGCGCACGGGGCGUUGGAGGACGCCAGAAUGUUCCAUCCAGAUGCCAAGAAACUCCACCUCUUCCAAAACAAUGCUGCAGGAGCUCGCUGUGGCUCAGACCUCCUCCUUUUCCUCCUCACCGCAGCCGUCGUUUCAGUUCUUCCGCAGCACUUUUAAAGGUCUUUGUCAGUUGGCGACAAGCUCUGUUGGAGCCCUCCUAGAGGCUGGGGCCAGCAGCUUGGAGUCCCAGAAUGCACCUGUGGGCAGAGGGAUGGCCAAUAGAAGCCUGUACUUCUCUGGAGUGGGUGGGCAGUCUAGGGCAGCAUCUGGAAACCUCAAAGCUGAGGGCCAAACUGGGUGAGAUGCUAGCCCCACGUUCCCUGUGAGGACAUGCCUCCCUUUCGUUGGGCUUGGCAAAGCCGUUGAAGAGUACCUCAGGGGCCCAAUUCUGGUUGGUGUUGAGAGUAGAAGGCCCUCCUACCUUCCCUGUGCUGCUUUUCAUCGCCCAAACGGUGCUCGGGUGCCUGUUGGCUCACAGGCCCAGGACUGGGUACCUCUGAAGCGGCUUUCCCUGAGGUGACAAAAUGGCGGUGCAUCGCCAGGGCUAACCAGGGAGUGGCUUCUUUUCCAGUUUGGCCCAGGGAGAGAGGCCUGAGCAGCCAGCCUGCAUCGGAGGAGAACUCUUAGCAGGGCGCUGAACAUGGAAGGUUAUUCUGGCCGAGAAGUUUGUUUUCCUUUAUGCAAGUUCUAGUUACCUAAUUCCUGCUGAUUUGGCUGCCCGGAGAUGUCCAGAUUGGCUCACUGCCAGGCAGGGUUGUUAACCAAUUAAGAGAAGAAGCUGCUGUUUCCCCUGGAAGUCAGGGUGAUGGUCCAAUCAGGGUAACAAUGACCCCCGCAGACCGUUUUGCAAAGAGAUGCUCGGGGGUGGGAUUUUAGCAGGAGCUCCUUUGCCUAUUAGGCCACACCCCCCUGGUGUAGCCAAUCCUUCUAGAGCUUACAAGGCUCUUUUUUGCAAGCUCUUGGAGGAUUGGCUGCAUCGGAGGGGUGUGGCCUAAUAUGCAAAGGAGCUCCUGCUAGAAUUCCACCCCUGGAGAGGCUCAUGUCCAUUUUGAAUGACGCCGCUUUGGGAAGGCUCUCUUUUCUUUCGUUCCAUUGAUGCCUUUGGUCCAGCAGGUUGGGGAGGAAAUGCAAAACCGGCCAGAUCUUGCUUGCUGGGGUAACUUUGGGAUGGGUCUGUGCCCCACAAAUGGCACCUCACUGGGUCCAGCUGUGCCUUUAAUUCUCAGGGGAAGGGGGAGCUCUCGGGCUGUCUUCAGCAAGGCAAUUUGAUGAAGCCCGCUGACAGCUGGAGGUGCAAUCUGUUGGGAAAUGCAGCGUGGAAGUCUGGCACAGGAGACCUUCGCCCUGGAUUAUGCCCUGAACCUGUUUACUCAAGAGAAACCCCACCAAAGACCUCAAGAGAACCACUGGGGGAUUUUGUGCUUUUAGCCCUACCUACCCUGGCAUGAGUGAACUCGAACAAUCUUUUGCUUGGUGUCUUGAGAAACUACCAGGGAAUGUAAAUACAAACGUUAAAUACUUAAUAUAUUGAAAGUUGAAGGCUGUUAUGGUAAGUUAGCAGUUGUACUAGUUAGAUGCUGUUAUUUUUCACGGUAAAUGCAAACUGCAGAAUGUCAUCUGCAUACGAAGCCAGAAAGACGAAAGGCGAGAGAAGGACCAGCCCUCGCGUAUGGGGGUCUUUCAGCAAAAACUUGCUCUCUGUUAAUCCUGUGGAGUUAUAAUUUCGCUAAAACAGCAGAAGUGCCGGAGAAAGAAUUUAUGUUUUGCAAAACCAUUUCCUUACAAGCCAUGAUCUGCAGCUCCCUUUAUCAGUCUGCGGCCCAUCUACGGUUAGUGGAAAGGCAAGGAAAGGCAAGUAGAAUUACUGCAAUGAAAAUGUCAAAUGCUCUUCUGUGCCGCAUUUGCCAGAAAUUGAAGUGUGCUUCACUGCCGAGGCUCCGCUCCCCAAAUCUGGGAUCUGUAGUCCUGCAGGAGCUUUGUGAAGGUUCUGGGGCUCAGAGUUCUUCACCCAGCUCUUCCAGGACAAUCCCAUUUUUCUUGAGCUACUGAAAUGGUUCCAACCCACUCCGUAGACACAAUUCGGGAAUCCACAAGAGACUGGCACAUGGACAAGCGUGUGCCUAGCGCCUUGCCUGUGAAAUGUCACUCGAACUCUGGUUUUGAAUUGCUGAGUACUCCAUUGUGGGGGCCACAUUUUGGCUGACAACAAAUGUUGCCCAUCAGCCCCCAUCAUUCCCAAACUCGGGCGGGGCAGGGGGGGACACACAAAAUAACAGCAACGAUAGCAACCCAGCAUGUUGGCUUUGUUAAUCUGCAAGUGUUUGUCAUUAAAAUAUGUUUAUUUUUGAA
Heteronotia binoei (common prickly gecko) is the source of this 3506-nucleotide messenger RNA. Its product is annotated as hemojuvelin-like. Gene Ontology annotation, cellular component: plasma membrane. Gene Ontology annotation, molecular function: coreceptor activity. Lineage: Eukaryota; Metazoa; Chordata; Lepidosauria; Squamata; Gekkonidae. The coding region runs from base 45 to 1274 and encodes 409 amino acids. The record is from RefSeq and is a predicted model, not a curated record. The transcript is spliced from 3 exons. Gene Ontology annotation, biological process: BMP signaling pathway.